This is a messenger RNA of Penicillium expansum, 1317 nucleotides long. RefSeq names its product histidinol dehydrogenase family protein. Gene Ontology annotation, molecular function: NAD binding; histidinol dehydrogenase activity; metal ion binding. Gene Ontology annotation, cellular component: cytoplasm. The record is from RefSeq and is a predicted model, not a curated record. Lineage: Eukaryota; Fungi; Ascomycota; Eurotiomycetes; Eurotiales; Aspergillaceae. Gene Ontology annotation, biological process: L-histidine biosynthetic process. The transcript has 4 exons. The coding region runs from base 1 to 1317 and encodes 438 amino acids.
AUGCCCGCCAGAUUCCUCAAGUCCAAGCAGUCCCCCGUUCCGGGUUCAGCGCAGGUGGACGUUGACUCUAUCGUUCGCAGCGUCAUUGAUGAUGUGCGUGCCAACGGCGACGCUGCUGUGCGCAAGUACUCAGAGAAAUUCGACAAGUGGUCUCCGGCCUCGUUCAAGCUCUCCCAAGCAGACGUUGAAGCGUCCAUUGCGCAGUGUUCCGCGCAAACCAUUGAGGAUAUAAAAAAAGUGCAGCAUAAUGUGCGCGCUUUUGCCCAGGCUCAAAAGGAUUCCCUCAAAGACUUUGAGUUUGAAAGUCAGCCAGGCGUUAUACUUGGUCAAAAGAACAUCCCCAUCAACACGGUCGGAGCCUAUAUUCCCGGCGGACGAUACCCUCUCCUUGCCUCAGCCCAUAUGACUAUACUCACAGCGAAGGUUGCAGGUGUCCCUCAUGUUAUUGGUUGCACACCCCCCAUUGCUGGCAAAGUACCGCAUGCUACCGUUGCUGCAAUGCAUCUCGCAGGCGCCGACGAGAUCUACCUGCUAGGGGGGGUACAGGCAGUCGCAGCAAUGGCCUUGGGCACGGAAUCUAUUCGAAAGGUUGACUUUAUUGCUGGACCAGGAAAUGCCUUCGUCGCAGAAGGCAAGCGCCAGCUAUUUGGUGAGAUUGGUAUUGACUUAUUUGCUGGUCCGACAGAGAUCCUCAUCAUCACGGAUGAGACCGCCAAUCCAUUCACUGUCGCAACAGAUAUCCUGUCGCAGGCAGAGCAUGGACCAGACUCGCCCUCAGUGGUGAUUACCACUUCUGAACACGUUGCGCGCGAGUCUAUCCGUAUCAUUGAUGAGAUCCUCAAAGGCUUGAGCACGGCGGAUGUUGCUGGUGUUUCAUGGGCACAACAUGGAGAAGUGAUUGUCGUAGACUCGAUUGAGGAAGCCUGGAAGCUGGGGGACGAGUAUGCCAGUGAACACGUACAGAUCUUCACGCGUCGGCCACGCGAUGCGUUGGACAACAUGACUGCUUACGGUGCUCUCUUUCUUGGAGAGAAUACUUGCGUCUCCUACGGUGACAAAGUUAUUGGAACCAACCAUGUUCUACCUACUCGAAAGGCCGCCAGAUACACGGGAGGCCUGUGGAUAGGCAAGUACCUGCGCACCGUGACAUAUCAAGAAGUUAGGAACGACGUGGCCAGCGGCGAAUUAGGUCGGCUCUGCGGACGAGCAGCUCGGGUGGAGAACUUUGAGGGCCAUGCGCGCUCUGGAGAUCUCCGCGCCCAUCUGCACUUGAAAGAUCAGUUUGCCUGGAUCAAUACUGCGAAAGGAGACUCGUAG